GUGCGAAAUUAUAUCAGAAGGAUGUUUCAAAUUGAGUAGGAAGAAGUGAAAACAUAAUAUAUAUACACAAAAUGAAAAAUAUAAAACGUGUCUUAUUACUUAUAUGUUUUUUAGUAGCUGGAAAUGAUUCGCUGAAAAUUGAUUUUAAAUCUAACCUUUUGAAUGCAGACGAUGAAGUGAACUCAGGAAAUGGAAAUUUUGACGGAAAAUCCGAUACAAACCGUCAGUUAUCAGAACAAGCGGCUAACAAAGUAGACUUUAAUGUCAACGCAACAAACUCAUUCACAUAUGCAAAUGACACAGAAUCAUUUGGUAAAGAAUUACCACAGAUCGAGAUUGCGAAUAAAUUUAGCAGUGAGAAUUCAGAAAACAUCCAGGCAGAUGUAAAUGUUUCUGUAAUAGCAGAACUAAAUGUGACUCCAGCGUACGAAACAUUUGAAUCAUCAGUCGAAAACUCGAAGCACCAUGUCAACGCAGAGAAGCACCCCCUCAAAAAUAUAGCAGCAAAUGUUAGAAAAAUAGAAUCGGCUUUGACGGGACCUGAAAUUCACUCGGGAGAUUCAGCGGAUCAAAGUGUGACGUUUUUUAAGACGGUUACGGGCCUGAGCCCUGACUCGGCAAGUCUUGGAAUAGAUUACGACGACGGAGAAAACAAUCAAAGCUUUGUGGCCAGCAGCACGAGUGCGCCAGCCACAGGAGAUGAAGGCAAUACAAGCGAACAGAGCCUUGAGGGCGGAGUGCCUUUACUACCGACCGAAACACCUUUAAUUAAAUUAGCGAUGUCAGAAAAUAAUUUCGAUAGAGAAUUCAGUAAUAAUGAGAGUUCACAAGUUCAACAAACUUUUUGGAUCAACGAUUAUACAAAUAUUUCUUCAAGCGAUAGGCAGGCCAGCGGAGCUUCGGAAAAAACAACUAAACACGAAAAUUACCUGCAAGAGUCGAAAAGCAGUUUAGAUGCAGCCAAUGGGGACAGGGAGAGUCGCAUAGGAGGGCUUCAUUUGGGAGCUGAAAGUGAGGUAUAUGCUUCUUCGGUCGCCACUGAGGCCAUUCCAAUUGUAGAGACGACCUCAAGCGAAUACGAGCUUGAAUAUCUCGUAGGCACCCGGGUUUCCGAAAGAGUCAGCACCGAUAGAUUUGAUGAGACUGAAUUAAAUACCCGUAAGCCAACGUUGGAAACACAAGUUGAUGGCUCCAUAGACAUUCAGGAAGAAUUAGCAGACAACGUGCAUGUUGAUAGAGGAGACACACGAGCACCGUCGUUAGCAAUGGAAGUUAUAAACUCGAAUCCAAUACGCAGUAAACCUAUAGAAGGAAGAUCAUUGGCUUUCCACAAAAAAGACGAUGAACGCUCUUUAAAACCAAACGUUGAAGGUUCAACUUUACCCUCCAUCGAGGAUACGACGGUCUUUAUGGUUCAAAAAAUCUCUGGGAAGUCUCCGUUCAAACAUUCGAGCGAACAAAUGCUCCAAACAAGCAACAUUGUCUCGAACAGUUCACAAGUAUUGCCCCUCAAUGAAACCAAAACCUCAAACAUCAAUGCAACUGAAAUUUUCUUCCAGUUACUGAGAGAAAAUCAGCUUCUCAAAACUCUUGUGUACCAUUUACAUGCCAAAGUAUCACGGAACGAAUUGGAAGCGAAACUAAAUUCUUCUGUACCUCAGGAUGCCCUAUUUGGACUUAGCGAUAAAGCUCACUCGGAACAAGAUUUCAAUGCUCAAAUUCGGCAGAGAAAUGAAUCCUUUGAAACAACUACUUACAAAAGCAAACAUUUAACAAAUUUACAUGAAACUUCCACUGAAUCAUUAAAAAGUUACUCUAAGAGUUUGCCCGACCUUGAUUCCCAAAAAGAAGGUGGUCUACUCUCCGACAUGGAGAACUCUACCGUAGAAUCUACGUCUGAAGCACCACAGACCGAGGAUGAGUAUGAAGAUUUCGUCGACGGGGGUGAUUCAUUGUAUAAUUCUACUUCAAUUUAUAAUGCUACAGUAGUUAUCCCUAAGCACGUAGUGUAUAGUGACCCUGAGCCUCUACCUUAUGAUGGAGAUGAAAUUUCAUUCCAAUUAAACGAAAAUCAUGUGCCAGCCAUCCGCAAAUGUUGUUCUGCAACACAGUUUUUCAGUUUAGAAAGUCAAAGUUGCCUGGAUACUUCAGAAGAGACUCAAUUCGAAUACUAUACGCGCGAACUAAUGCUUGGUAACCAGUCAGUAAGCAUUGAACUUAUUUAUGGUCGUCAAAGUGCCUGUCCUUUAACCGGUAAGCCUCCAAAAAUCCAAGUUGGAAUUUCCAAUUACACUCAUUUACUGGACAUGGGCUCCUUGUAUGACGUCUCGCUGGCGACACAUUUUGAUGAAGAAUCCUAUUGUUUAGAAAUGGUCGGACAAGAUGUCCCAACAGCUGUUUUAACUGCAGCUUUUUGCAUUGAAGAGGAGCACGAUACCCCUACUUCUAUGGUCCGCAAAUGCUGCCCUCUGGACCACUAUUUUGAUGCAAGUCAGAGAGUAUGCAUACCCAAUGAAGAAAACAUGCCAGGAGUUCAAGAUUUGGUGCGAGAGUUUUCGGGCUCUUUCACCGAUUCGACGUCAGUAGUGACCGCCAUUUUAACUUGCAAGUCUGGUAUCUCCGAUCUUCUCAGUUCCAGCGAGGCUUAUUUAAAUUCUGUUGACCAGCUUUGUAUAAAAAGCAGUGGUCCUUGUUACCCCAGUAGCCUUUACUGCAUCGAAUACGUUCAAGAACAAGAUGGAUUUCAUACACAACCGAUGGCGGCUUACUGCCCUCUCAGUUCAUUCAAGAAGUGCUGCCCUCCUCACCAAAUACUCGAGAACAAUAUGUGCAAGGAUUCAGAUGACCCUCUCUCACCGUACCUGACACAAUUAAUGGCUACUUUGCACACACAAACUGGAUUCCCUUUUGACACGAGCGACGUGUGCGUUCACCUGCUAUUGAAUUCUCUAAACGUUCGUUGGUGGGUCACAAACUCUGGAUAUCUCUCAAUUGACUCUGGUCGAAAUCAGAUGCUUACAAGGAACUAUUGCAUUGAUGAUUCUGUAGAGAAUGAACAAGUUAUCACGAUUGCUCACGUUUGCACUGAAGAACUAAAGCAAUCUGUGUCUUUGCCGUUAUCCGUUUUUGACCGAGGAACAGUUGGUAAAUGCUGUCCUUUCGAGUCUCACUUGUCACCCAUAGAAAGGGAUUGCAGUCCUGGCAAAAGCGUACAUAUCCUUGAUGAGGAUCCACUACUUGCAGUAGUCAAUAUCACAAAGUUGGGGUAUACCGGCUUCCCUCAUUGCGAAUCCGGCCAGUAUCAUUUGUACAACUUUGACCCAAAUUCAGGAGACCAUGUUGUUUUUAAAUCCGAUUCACAACUCUAUGUCGUGAGCAUGGAUGGCCGAUGUGUCGAAAAAGAAACUGCUUUGGAUAACGUGGAAUUUUGCUUAGAUUACGGCUGGGAUGCCGAGGAGCCCGAACUGGCGUCUGCAGUAGUAUGCGCACCCCCUGAAACUUCCAACAAAUAUCAUUCGGAAAAAUAUAACCUCACGUCAGCUCUGCUGGCAGUCUCCUGUUGUAGCCUCCUCAUAGCCCUGGUCAGCCUCGUCUGCAUGCGCGUGCGAAGAGGACUGGUCACCGUUAAGAAGAUGAACACAUUGGCGGGCAGGAUUCUGAUCUCGUACGUGAGCGCCAACUUCGCGGGAUUCCUCGCGCUUGCGAUCUCAAUGCACGUCGAGGCGAAGGAAGGCGCCUCAGUGUGCAUGGCGCUGUCUGGAAUCGUGCAGUUUUUCUUGCUGGCUGCCUUCUUCUGGAACACCUCCAUCUGUUCAGAGUCACUCUUCCUCACUCUUCGCGUAAGAGUGUCUGAAGGCCGUCGGCUGCUGUACCACAGCUUGUGGGCCUGGGGACUGCCAGCCGUCAUCACCAUCGUCGCCCUAACCCUCGACUCUGUCAGAGACCGCCUGCCUUGCGGCACCAUAACGCUCAGGGUCGGCCACGUCAAGUGCAUCUUCUCAGACUCGGACGCAACGCUGAUCUACUUCUACGGCCCCAUAGCGAUGACCCUUGUGGCCAACACGGUGCUGCUGCUCUCCGCCAAGCAAGCUCGCUUCGCUAAACUCCAGCGACUAGAAAUGGGACCCAGCAAACCCCCCAGCAACAAGGGUUCAGUCGUGACCAGCCCCGAGGGCAAGAGCAUGAAGUCUACCAUCAGCAAGGCUCCUAGCGCUGGACAUAGUGGCCUCCGCACGCACCAGAAUAGAAACUUGUGGUCGGAGUCGGUACGACUGGUGCUGUGGUCAGGCCUGACGUGGGUACUAGAGGUCAUAGGCUUUAUAGUUCCGCGGUAUAUUUCUCUGCAGCAGGAGCGCUGGCAUGACUACCUUUGGUACUUACCAGCUUCCAUAAACUCUCUUAGAGGAUUCGGAAUUUUUUUCAUCCUCGUCAUGACUACAGAAAUGAGGAGCAAAAUACUCAGAGCCAUUGGAACAUUCAAAGGAACAUCUUCAUCAAUUUGGAAAUCAGAAAGAUCCCAACCACCGAGAAAUAAUAACUCAUACCAAGCAAGUGGUGACGGUAUCUCGAUGACCACGCAAUCAUCAAAGUAUCCGGUGCGCAAUGUCAACAAACAAAGAAAUAUGUCCGUUGCAACCACAGUAACCAAUAUUACUCAUUUACAUCCAUCACCUCAUGACUCGGAGGAAACCACAGUCCGACCCAGACUUGUUCACUCAAUAAGUCAGAUGGAAAGAAGGGAGUCGACCACUUCUUCAAAUUUUUCUGCUGGCGAUGAAGAGGUAGAAAAUGAAGAUAUCAGUAGACGGCGUCGGUCUUCCGCUGCACCGAUAUCUCUGCCGAGCGUGGAUGAGGAAGAUGAUGAUUUCAUCGAGACGUCUCUGUCCACUGUAGCGCUACCAAAGGACUCGCCGACAGAUUCUGUUUUUGGUCGAGAUUCCGAAGCAUGAAUGAUAUGAUGGUCGUUUAACAACGAUACUUGUGAUGAGUGUUAUGUAUUAUUUAUAAAUAUUUAUGAAAGUGUGAAUAUAAAGUGUAGAAGUCAGU
This is a messenger RNA of Hyalella azteca, 5046 nucleotides long. RefSeq lists its product as uncharacterized. Lineage: Eukaryota; Metazoa; Arthropoda; Malacostraca; Amphipoda; Hyalellidae. The transcript is spliced from 7 exons. Gene Ontology annotation, cellular component: membrane. Gene Ontology annotation, biological process: cell surface receptor signaling pathway; G protein-coupled receptor signaling pathway. Gene Ontology annotation, molecular function: G protein-coupled receptor activity. The coding region runs from base 72 to 4949 and encodes 1625 amino acids. The record is from RefSeq and is a predicted model, not a curated record.